GUUCAUUCCUGCGCCUCAUAUCCGCUCCAAGUUAUCAAAUCCACAUUGGCAUUUUUCUUUUAUCCACAAUCCACAAAAUGACAUUUGCAAACAGCUGUUCGAAAUCUUUGUUUACAUGGUGAAAAAGUAACAAAUUGCCGAUUCAGUCUACUGCUUCAUUAGUUAUAACCAAAAAAUUUUGUAUUAAACACAUAAAGAGCAUAAUGACAUUUCUAUUAUGUGUAAGUGAUUUAUCAAAACACCAGGAAUUUAAAGAAAUUGAUACAAAUAACAAUGUGAAAACACUGCCAAGAAAAAUGCUUUGGGAUCGCGUAAUAUCCUUGCGUACAAACAAUCAAACACCAAAUGCAGACAAAGCAUGUAAAGAUAAGCAACAACGUUCACUAAAGCGUUUAUAUAUCGAGAUUGAUGGUAUCAAUGCCUACUAUCUCUUGCGUGAGUUACAACAAUUGACACAACUGCGUCUACAAUUGCACACGAAUCCUGCAAUGCGUGGCGUUGAUAUAUUCUGGUUACAAUUGAUACCACCAACAAAGGAAGUGAUCGACUACAAAUGGAAUCGUAUUCUAUCGCACACACUGUGGGAACACAUCGAAGUUGAAUAUCUAAUGUCCUGGUUAUCUACGCUUGGUGGCGGUUACUCUGCACUUGGAGAACAAUUCAGCAAAUGUGCAGAGGUUGCCGGUAAAAUAUCUUUACGUCAAUUCAAUAUUGGUCUACGACUUGGUGAUCCAUUCCUACAAUCCAGAUGCAAGUUAUAUUACAGCAUUUCACUGAUACAAACUGGUCAGCUCAGAAAGGCUAAAUAUAUCAUACGUGAACAGUACAAGUUUGCCAGAAAACAAAAGGAAUUCGACGGUCGUUUGGUAAAAAUGUGUCACGGUAUAUGGCAACGUCUGCAAUACGAAUACGGUUUGCGUUUAAAUAGUAAGAAAAAUACCACAGAGUCGGUUUUAGCGAAGAAAUGACAUUUCAAUAGUUAAUAAAUAUGUAACGGAUGCUAUAGGAUUUUCUGUCCAGUUAAAGAUAUCAUACUUGUAUUCUUUUAAAGCAAUGCUUCUAUGGAGAGCUUGUAUAAAUAUGUGAUAUGUUAAAUUGGCAAAAAUAAAGUGGGACAUAUUUCUGUACGGAUUCAUUAA
Molecule: messenger RNA, 1139 nt
Organism: Zeugodacus cucurbitae (melon fly)
Lineage: Eukaryota; Metazoa; Arthropoda; Insecta; Diptera; Tephritidae
Exons: 3
Coding region: 204-968 (254 amino acids)
Source: RefSeq, a predicted model, not a curated record